Molecule: messenger RNA, 1351 nt
Organism: Lates calcarifer (barramundi perch)
Lineage: Eukaryota; Metazoa; Chordata; Actinopteri; Centropomidae
Gene: rpe
Product: ribulose-5-phosphate-3-epimerase
Exons: 6
Coding region: 66-752 (228 amino acids)
Biological process (GO): pentose-phosphate shunt; carbohydrate metabolic process; pentose-phosphate shunt, non-oxidative branch
Cellular component (GO): cytosol
Molecular function (GO): metal ion binding; D-ribulose-phosphate 3-epimerase activity
Source: RefSeq, a predicted model, not a curated record
GCGGCGGUACCUUGACCUGGUGUUAGCCUCCUUGGCUGCAUGCAGACAGUAAUAGCAGCAACAGCAUGGCUUACAGUGCGAAGAUCGGUCCGUCCAUCCUGAGCAGCGACCUGUCCUGUCUGGGCAGCGAGUGUGUGCGGAUGAUGGAGUGCGGGGCAGAUUAUCUGCACCUCGACGUUAUGGACGGGCAUUUUGUCCCCAAUCUCACAUUCGGCCAUCCCAUGGUAGAGUGCCUAAGGAAGUCAGUAGGCCAAGACCCUUUCUUUGACAUGCACAUGAUGGUGUCUCGGCCGGAGCAGUGGGUGAAGCCCAUGGCUGCAGCAGGAGCCAAUCAGUACACAUUCCACUUAGAGGCCACUACCAACCCUGGAAACCUCAUUAAGGAGAUAAAAGAGAGUGGCAUGAAGGUGGGUUUGGCCAUAAAACCUGGCACAACGGUUGAAGAGUUGGCACCGUGGGCUAACCACAUUGACAUGGCUCUGGUCAUGACUGUCGAACCUGGCUUUGGUGGACAGAAGUUCAUGGAGGACAUGAUGCCCAAGGUGAGCUGGCUGCGGAGUCAGUUCCCUUCAUUAGACAUUGAAGUAGAUGGUGGGGUGGGUCCUGACACCAUUCACAAGUGUGCAGAGGCGGGAGCCAACAUGAUAGUGUCAGGCAGCGCUGUGAUAGGCAGCGACGACCCUCGUUCAGUCAUCGCUCUUCUGCGUACUGUGGUGGCCGAAGCAAUCCAGAAACGCUCGCUGGACCGCUGAGGUGUCCCCCUUGUGGAUAUCUCCACAGCGACACUCUACCUGGCCAGUCCAAGCAACACACCACAGCAGCCAGUGGAACAGACUCAAUAUGGACAUUUCUUGGGUAGAGGUCGGGGGUCACAGUCAGAUCAGGGGGGGUUUCUGUGGAGGCAUGAGCUGAUGGCCAAAUCUAAAUCACUUUGGUGUGAGUGAAGUUGCAUCGUGCCUCUACAGAACUGAUUGAACUUCAUCCUGUCCUGCCACAGCCUCUCCUCUCUGAACAGUUCAGUCAAAGUGAGUCUCAUCAUUUUGAGACUGGAGCUGAGGUUAUACUGAUUUCAGAUCUGUAAACAUUCCUUAAUAUUUUUUGACUUUUUUUAAGUAGAAAUCAUGGAAAUUAUUUGGCCCAAGGAGUACUGUGUUAAGCAUAUUUUCUGUUUGGCAAGUAAUUUUUUGACCUCCAACUGAAAUCAUGUUUCUUAAAUCAUAAAACUGUUUUUGCCCUUUUGCUGUUUUGUUGAAUGGACCAUUCACAAACUUACUGUACUGCUGAGCAAAAAUAUUGUACACUACUAAAUUCCGUGACAUUUGGCUUUGCAGAUUAAAAAGACUCAAGUGAA